Daphnia pulex (common water flea) is the source of this 732-nucleotide messenger RNA. RefSeq names its product serine/threonine-protein phosphatase 6 regulatory ankyrin repeat subunit C-like. Gene Ontology annotation, molecular function: protein binding. The record is from RefSeq and is a predicted model, not a curated record. Lineage: Eukaryota; Metazoa; Arthropoda; Branchiopoda; Diplostraca; Daphniidae. The transcript has a single exon. The coding region runs from base 1 to 732 and encodes 243 amino acids.
AUGAAUGCUAGCCCUUGCAUACUACACAAACUUUUAGACAGAACCUAUGGAUCCACCAAAGACGUUUACGGUGACAUACCCCUAACAAUUGCCAUAAAAUACAAUAAUGAAAGAGCAGUAGACAUGCUGAGGCACAGCAUUCACUUCGAUGCAUCAGCAAAGGAUAAUCAAGAAAAUACGCUGCUUCACAUGGCCUGCCGUCACGACAAUUUACCACUUCUUGAAAUAAUAUUCGCUCACACAACAAACUUCAACGCAAGAAAUGUGUACGAAGAAACACCCCUUCAUAAUGCGUGCGCUUUCAACAACGUAACGGCAAUUAAAAUGCUAAAGAAAAAUUACGUGGACAGAAACGCUUUGGAUAUGAGAGGACAAACACCGUUGGUCGUAGCGGCAAGCUUUAACUAUACAGAGGCAGCAAAAGAACUAUUCGAUGACACAAACACGCCAGUCGAGCCUAUUCUAUUAAAUGAUGACAUCAACUCGACAGAUGUGAUCCUCGUGAAUGGCGAAGCUAUCAAUAUAAGAACAUGUAUUCUCCUAGACGCUACAGACGAAUGUGGAAACACGGCCUCACACUACUGUUCCUUUUUCGGUAAUCAAGAACUAGCAAGUUUUCUCAUCCACAAAGGCACGAGAACAACGGUCCUCAACAACGAGCAAGACUCCCCUGUCACCCUUCUGGCUAAACUGUCAUGGUUACAAUUGCCCUAUAUAUACGGAGGUUCAUGA